AUGACAAGUGACCUGGAAAGAUGGCUAGGUGAGGUUCGUAUUCCUCCCCGUGAUGAAACGCGCCGUAUCAUGGCGCAAUGUAUCAUAGGCCUUGCAACACUACACAGCCUUGGAAUUAUACAUGCCGAUAUGAAGCCGGCAAACGUGUUCCUCGAUGAGCGCUUGAACGUCAAGAUUGGGGAUUUUGGGCUUUCUCGAUUUUCCGUCGAGCCAAGACCACUUAGGGCCAACGUCGGAUACGGGAUCGUGAGAGUUGGUACGGAGCUACCAGGUGGACUAUUGGGCGUUGGGGGUCAUUUUGAUGGAGAUGCUGGUCGGAGACGAUGA
This is a messenger RNA of Psilocybe cubensis, 327 nucleotides long. RefSeq lists its product as uncharacterized. Bases 1 to 327 code for a protein of 108 amino acids. Lineage: Eukaryota; Fungi; Basidiomycota; Agaricomycetes; Agaricales; Agrocybaceae. Gene Ontology annotation, molecular function: protein kinase activity; ATP binding. Gene Ontology annotation, biological process: protein phosphorylation. The record is from RefSeq and is a predicted model, not a curated record. The transcript has 2 exons.